This is a messenger RNA of Spodoptera frugiperda (fall armyworm), 2767 nucleotides long. It is a transcript of the gene NGR-A12, whose product is annotated as neuropeptide FF receptor 2. Gene Ontology annotation, cellular component: membrane. Gene Ontology annotation, biological process: G protein-coupled receptor signaling pathway. NCBI's taxonomy places the organism in Eukaryota, Metazoa, Arthropoda, Insecta, Lepidoptera, Noctuidae. Bases 296 to 1627 code for a protein of 443 amino acids. The transcript has 9 exons. The record is from RefSeq and is a predicted model, not a curated record. Gene Ontology annotation, molecular function: G protein-coupled receptor activity.
UCGCUCACUCUCUACUCGUCUCGCUCGCACGCGCUGCCAUUCAGUGAGCUUCGAAACCUUCCGUAUGACACACGUCGGUUCUGAAAGCUUCAGCCAGUUUCACGAUCGCGUGAACUUUUGAAACUUGUGAUUUUAUCGAAAUUUCAUAUUUCUGAGUGCAGUUUUCAGUUUUUCUAAGUGUAUAUUUUGUGAAUAAUGUGUAUUUAAGCCAAUGGUUACAAUAACAGUGAGAAUGAUAUCAAAAAGUGUAAUAAUUAAUUCUGAAGUUGGAUAAUUACUUGUUUAAUUUUCCAAAAUGUUUUCGAAUUUAAGUUUACAUGACUUCAGCGCGUUACACGGCUUGAACAUCAGUGGUUCGUUGAACGGGAGUUUUCAGUUUGGUUCUGAGUUAGACAUAUUCUUUCAGCCUGAAAAUGUGUUGAUUACUCUGUAUGUGCCAGUUAUUCUGUUGUCCAUGGUGGCAAAUAUACUCCUCAUCAUUGUUGCAGUCAAGUGUAACUAUACAAAAAGUGUAACAAAUAUAUUCCUGGUGAACCUGUCGGCUGCAGACCUGCUGGUGACGGGCAUCUGCAUGCCCAUCCAGCUCAGCAAAGCCAUCACCCUCGUCUGGUUCUACGGGGAGACAGUCUGCAAGAUUGUUAAUUAUAUUCAAGGAGUGGCAGUAGCAGCCAGCGUGUUCACGAUAACAGCUAUGUCAGUAGACCGAUGGCUCUCCAUCUCCCCUGAACCCAGGCUCCGACCUCCUGGUAGAAAGCAGGCUUUGCUUCUCCUGUUCCUCCUGUGGUGUGCUGCCUUAUUGAUAUUCAUACCACUGCUGAUGGUAGCCACUGUGAGGAGGGAACCAGUCCCCAUCAUAUCGAAGGCAUUGAAAAAUAUAUCGAUAGAAACGAGAGACGUCCACUUCUGCACCGAGGAGUGGCCAGGAAUGGACAGGAAGAAACAGUUCGGGAUGCUGAGCUUCACACUCGUGUACGCCAUACCAGGUUCAAUAACAAUAAUGUCGUACGCAUGCAUGGGGCGCACGCUCUGCUCGGUGCGACCUCCGUUCGACAUCGACGAGGGCAACGUCAGCAUGCAACAGGGUCUAAGACUGAUGAAGGAGAGGAAACGAGUGGCGUGGAUCCUGCUGCUCUUGGCAGUGCUGUUCGCCAUGUGCUGGAUGCCGUACAACAUCAUGCAGCUGUUGCUCGACGUCAACCUGGUCAACGCUAAGGACCUCAGCAUGGUUCUGCCGUACGCACUGUUUAUGGGUCACGCGAACUCGGCGAUCAACCCGAUAGUGUACUGCCUGAUGACCAGGAACUUCCAGCGGUCGGCGCGCAAGCUGCUGUGUGGCCGCGGCGUGUGUCAGCAGACCAACUUCACGUGGCGCUGUGCUCAGAAGCCAGAAGGUUCGUCGAGUGACUACGAGCUGUAUCACGAGCCUCACAAAAGAUGCUACUUACAGAUGCACAAUAUGCGCUACAACGGACACGCAUACAGCACGCACAUUCCCCGCGGCAUCGAGACGCGUGCGCAGACGACGCAACUGAGUCACGUGACGCGGUCCUCCCGCCGCACGGCGCCUGCGCACGCCUUGUCAGUAGAGAUGCUACAACGACAUGGACUUAUUGACUUUAAACGUUAGAAAACUCGAGUUAAAUGGUCGUGUGUGAGUGCUUGAGUGAUUUUUAGAUAUAAGACUGUAAGAUGAACAGUUUAGUCCUCGUCUUCGGUGACCUUAAUGCAAUGACCUACCAAGGCAUAAGGAAUAUAACCCCUUUUAUAGAUUGCAUGCAACAUGGAAAGACUUUGUCGAGGUGCAAUUUUGUAUUGUGUAUUUUCAACACAAACCCCUUUAAUUUAAUUAUAACUGUUUGGAUAUAGAGGCUCGUAUUCAUGAGGAAUGCUGCUUGAGAGUGAAUAUAACCCUCUAGCAUAGUUUGAAACUAGUCGAGUUGUUCAUCAAACAGUUACGUGAGUACGCCGAUAACAUAAUUAUGAACAAAUUCCUUUUCUAAUUAUUACUUUAACUUGCAUUCAAGUGGAAAUAAUAAAAACUGAAUACUAAUAACAAAACUACAACCCCGAUUAAAUCUUGCCAUGUUACGUGCCGAGGGUUUUAAGAGUGAGUGGUCGUUCAGCAGUGGAUGUAUUCCUGUUGACAAUGAAGAUGAGUGACUUUUAUGUGUGUGUGUGUGUGUGUGUGUAAAUAAAUGAGUGCAUUAAACCAGAGCUUAUAGCCUGUAAUGUCCGUAACCUUAAUUAAUUCCGAAAGCUGUUAAAAUAGAGUGGGUCGUAAUGAAAUUUACUUCAGUUUCUACGGAGAUAUUGGUUGGCCAGGAAACAUGUAAAAAUUAUAUCCUUUUAAGUACAAGAAAAAUAAUCAAUAAUGACUGUUUACAAAAUAGAUCGCAAUCCACUCCAAAAGAUCAUAUUAUUACUAAAAAUAAAUAUUCCUUGCAGUACCAUUGUUAUAUCUAUAAUAUAAAAAUAAGUCGGGUUUUCCUUCUUGACGCUAUAACUCCAGAACGCACGAACUGAUUUCCAUUCGUCGGAAAGGUCUCGGGCUCCGGGAGGUUUAUAGCAAAGAAAAUUCAGGCAAAAUUAUUUAAGAGAAAAGUAGGAAAACAGGGAAAAUCAUUGGUUGCGAAACGGAGUUUGCCGGGUUUGCUAGUUAACCUAUAAAUAGCAUAAUUACAAUAAUUUCUUGAAUUUUGAAUUACAUAUAUUUGUAUAAUUUAUACAUGUAAUCAAUUUAUAAGAACAGGCUGGCAAAAAAACAAAA